AUGGAGGCGGCGCCGACGACACAGGGGAACAAGGCACCGGCGAAGCCAGGGGAUGUCUUGUCGAGAGAAGGGGAGGAUGCGGCGGGGACUUCAGCGGGGGCGGUCGAAGAGGCGAUGGAGGAGGCGGAUAUGGAUGAGGAGGAGGCGAUAUUGCCGGGUCAGGUUGUAAUGAAAGAUCGAAUGCUGGUCAGAGUCGGGUAUCAUCGAGAGAUCAUGACCCAUUACGACGAAACUAUACAGCGAAGGAAACCUUGCUCGAGGCAAGAACCGCUGGAAGAGUAUCUGGUCGUCUGGCGCAAAAACCAAGUCGAGUUCUACCAGGACUGGUCCACACCGUUCAAGGAGCGCAUCAAAGGCUACAAACGACUCUGCUACAUCGUUCCCCUCUCUCCCACCCGCACGCACAUGUCCAUCUUCAACGAAGCCGACAUGUCCAUCUGCCUCACCACCUCUGCCGACAAGCUCGCUCACGAUAUGCACCUCGUCCUCGACUCCAAAACAACGCGGAGUACGACCAUGAAGGACCGUGUCAAGCAGUCCAAGCAGGCGAAAUGGCUUCAGAAGGGUCGAAAGGGGACGCACGUCUUUGUCCUGAAGAUUGCGGAACGGUCUCGGGCGAUGGACUGGUAUUGGGAGAUGUGGCGAGAACUGGGCGGCGAGCUGCCAGGGCGGAUGGACAUCAAUAUCCCGUCAUUCUCGACUACGGUACGCCUCGCUCUACCGGAGGAUGAGGACAUGGUUGGCUCGAAGGCAACCUGUCAGGCCUUCAGUCCAAAAGAAACAAUCAAGACGAGCUAUGAGAUGAUGGCGGAGGCGGUGGACUUUGAUGCGCUAGUCCAGCAGAGGUCGGAGCAGAGUGGGGAGCUGGAUCUGAAGCUGGCGUGGAAGUCGAUCGAUGGGAAUGUGGAUUGGGUCGCGUGGGAUACGACAGUCCAGGGGAAGAGUCGGGAUUGGGCGCUGUUGAGCGGGUUGGCAAAGCAGCAGGGGGAGAAGCAGCCGAGUGUGUUGCAGAUCCGGCAGGCGAACCAUCGCCCCAGAUCGCUCCGGCUGGAAGAUGGGAGUGUGCUGGAAGAUCCGCCGGGGGUGGAGGGGUAUCUCGUCCGACACACCGGUGGAGCGACUGCAAAGGAGCAGGUCUACCUGUCUGUGUAUGAUGGCUGCGCGUACAUCAGCCUCAAAGCCAACGCUUACCCGCCACUCGUUCCCGCUAAAGAGGGGAGCACACCAGCCGAUCUCUUCCCGGACGUCCAUCACGAGCAUAAUGAGGUCGAACGCCGCCGGACCUCGAGCUUCAUCGAGCAUUCCACCGGGCUGGUCGACAUGCGCGAUAUGGAAGAGGUCAGGAUGCACACUCCAGAGACGGGCGUCAAGACUGCUAUUCAGCUCAAGCGGCCCGAGCAGUGCUUUGAUGUCCGGCUCACCGGUGGCACGAUAUCGACCUUUGAGGCACGUUCGGUCGCUGAUGCGGAGGAGUGGGUGGAGAAGCUGAAAGAGUUGGCGUCGUACUGGAAGAGACGGCAUCGCGUGGAUGCCAGAGGGAGAAUGGACGCGACGGCGCAAAGUCACGGCAGUCUCUUUGCCGGGACUGAGCUUGACAAGGGAUCCGAUGCUCUACUAUCGAACGUCUGGGACUGGUGCGUCAUCAAGGGAUGCCGACCUAUCACCAUGACCGGGCGCCUAUUCGUCAGAAAGGGAAAGUGGACAAAGUACCGCAGAUCCCGACUGAUGGUCCUUACCGGUGGCUGCCUCAUCGCCUUCAAAGUCAAAGCUGAAGAUCCCGUUCACGAACGCAAGCAGCGAUACCCACUCUUCGGAGCAUAUACCUUCUCGGGGAUGUUGGCGCAAGAAGAGGUCCACGAAGGAGGGCACCAGUCCGGCCUCGCCUCGCAAGCCCGUGUCUACCAGGACGGCCUUCAAAGCACCGACGGACUCGAGGAUCGCACUUUCUGCGUCAGGCUAUCGGCCAAGCCGUCCACAUGGGGCCAUAGCCGCACGCAGCCAUGGGAGCGGAUGGCGGAUAAGAAGUGGGCGACGGUUCCCCUGUCCCAAGCGUCCCCUUUUACCCUCAUCUUUCGAACGAGAUCCAAGCUUGAGCGGGACAGGUGGAUCUGGGCGAUCAACGCUGAGAUGGAGCGGCAGGUCAGGGAUAACGUUGAGGUGGAAGAGGCGCACCGGAAUUGCGGGAAUGUGCCAUGA
Messenger RNA from Dioszegia hungarica, 2196 nucleotides. Its product is annotated as pleckstrin domain-containing protein. NCBI's taxonomy places the organism in Eukaryota, Fungi, Basidiomycota, Tremellomycetes, Tremellales, Bulleribasidiaceae. The coding region runs from base 1 to 2196 and encodes 731 amino acids. Gene Ontology annotation, biological process: protein localization to prospore membrane; ascospore-type prospore membrane formation. The transcript is spliced from 9 exons. The record is from RefSeq and is a predicted model, not a curated record. Gene Ontology annotation, cellular component: prospore membrane.